GCAAAUUUUACAUACCUAACCGUACGUACUGACGUUUUACUUAUUUACACACGUACUUACAAGCUAGUACAGUACAUGCGUGCGCAGUUCACACUUCUGUAGUUGCACACACUCGACAGGGAAUCGUUCUACGUGUUCUAAUUAUUUGCGAUCACUCGAUCAUGUUCUGGUGUGCCGUCCUGGUGUUUGCGGGGACAGCAACUGUUUCUCAAUCUGCUAGGAACUUCACGUUGGUCACUUUCAACACUGGUCUGACGCCAUCAAACCUUGUUCCAUUCUACCAAGAGAGAAGAGACGCAUUGAAGACUCAUCUUGCUACGUCGUCUAUCAGUGCUGAUGUCCUUUGUUUGCAAGAGUUGUUUAGAGACAAAGAUAUAACAGAUUUGGUCGACGCUACUCGUCAUCAAUUUCCCUACCACUACCGCGCCAGUUCAGGAGACCGUCAGAAUCCUUCUAAUCCUCCUUGUUCACAAAGCGCAUUGGGCGCUGCAUUCGGUGGGUGUCUAACUGUCAACUGCAGCACUGCAUUGGCUCGAGGAUUCCUAAGCUUUCUGGCUUGUGCAUUCACCACGUGCUAUUCUGAUGUGUCUUCGUUUGGCCAGGAGUGCGUUAAUUGUAUAACUAACCAAAACCCUCAAUCAUCCUCAAGUAUUAGGAUUUUGUGUUUUUCAUUGAUUUUAUUAACGAAUAAUAAUCUUGUGUUACAGACAUAGCCACGCUACUUCUGAGUGGAUGCGCUGUUCCGUCAAAUGAGACAUAUUUGGACAAUCACGGGUUGCUACUGUUGAGCAAAAUUCCGUUGAGUAAUACAGUGGUGCGCAGGUAUCAUCCGGGGGUCGUCGAGCCCAUUACGAGGGGAUACCUAGCAGCAGACAUUGAAGAAUUGGGCACUGUUACUUGUACACAUCUCAGUACUCAAGGUGGUUUACCAUAUUAUGUUGGUCCCCCACAGUUCAAUAACUUUGAAGAUCUUCAAGAAAAUGAAACAAUGCAACUCCUACAGACAUAUCCUGCCACAUCAGAUAAACAUUCGAUUCUAUUAGGAGACUUCAAUCAAGGACCAGCCGUUUUUAGUGUUUUGGCCAACAGGAAUUUGUCUGGGCAGUACGAAUCAAAUUAUUGGAAAGUUAUCAAUUCAGGAUAUAUAUCAGCAUAUGUCGAUGACGUUACAUUGUGUACGUCCUGCGGAGAAAACGGUCUUAGGAAUCUUACUGGAUCAUCUGACUCAAAGAUUCUUGAUCAUAUAUAUGUACGAAAUGGAAGUAGAACAAGAGUUUCUAAUGUGCAGCGAAUUUGGGACAGUGAAUCUGCUGUCGGAUCCUGGCCUUUAUCUGAUCACUAUGGCGUUCAACUGACCUACCUUGGUGAUGAAGUAGAUGUUACCACCCAGACAGACCUAACCACUAAAACGAUGAAACCAACUAACGAAACACAAAUAAGCUCUGCAAUGACUUCCGUCGCCUUCUGCUUAUGCAAUAUCUUUUUCAUCUCUUUUCUCGUACUCUUCUAGUGGCAGAAAUGGAUUCAGAAAGCAGUUGUUAUUGCGAUACAUUGAAACAAGUUGCAAUUGGUAAUGUGGGCGUACGUUUUUGUUGUCUGAUAGUUGCGUUUGUUAAUGCCAUCAGAUUACAUCCAGUUUUAGUAAUGUACACGUGCUUGUUUUGUGCAAUUUUUCACGCGUAUACUGAUGGCUUGAUAAGAAAAAUCUAAGUGAUCUUUGUAAGCUGUAUUUUUGUCUUCUUUACAUUGGUUAUGUUCUGAAAU
This is a messenger RNA of Corticium candelabrum, 1764 nucleotides long. RefSeq lists its product as uncharacterized. Bases 162 to 713 code for a protein of 183 amino acids. The record is from RefSeq and is a predicted model, not a curated record. The transcript has 5 exons. Lineage: Eukaryota; Metazoa; Porifera; Homoscleromorpha; Homosclerophorida; Plakinidae.